Molecule: messenger RNA, 2049 nt
Organism: Hyposmocoma kahamanoa
Lineage: Eukaryota; Metazoa; Arthropoda; Insecta; Lepidoptera; Cosmopterigidae
Exons: 2
Coding region: 151-1809 (552 amino acids)
Source: RefSeq, a predicted model, not a curated record
UAUAGUAAUGUUUUUAAUAAAGAGUCAGAUACAAGUAUUAAGCAUUUCCAAGCAACCUUAAACUUAAAAGAUAAUUAUACUCCGGUUUUUCAGAAACCGUACCAGUUGCCUUAUAAUAUUGUCAACAUAGUGUCAGAGUCCUUAGAUAAAAUGGAAAAAGAUGGUAAGAUAUUUAAAGUAAAUCAUUCAGAAUGGGCUUCACCCAUCGUUCCAGUAAAGAAAAAUGAUGGUUCAUACAGGUUAUGUGUCGAUUUCAAGAAAACGGUCAAUCCUAAUUUGAAUAUUGAUAUCUAUCCAUUGCCUAAAGCAGAGGAUGUGUUUGCUACUAUGUCAGGUGGAUCAGUUUUUGUAGUUUUGGAUUUGACAGAUGCGUACCAACAACUUAUUGUUAGUGAAAGUAGUCAACCUUUGCUAACAAUUAAUACACAUAAAGGAUUAUAUAGAUUUACUCGUCUCAUAUAUGGUAUUGCAUCAGCACCAGCGAUUUUUCAAAAGAUUAUGGAUCAAAUACUGUCAGGGAUUCCAAAUACAUGUUGUUAUAUAGAUGAUAUUCUGAUAAAAGGAAACAAUAUGAAAGAUUGUUUAGAUACAGUUAGAAAAGUGUUGGAAAGAUUAGAUAAAUAUAAUGUCAAAGUGAAAGAGGGAAAAUGUACAUGGUUCUCAGAGUCUGUCGAAUAUUUGGGUCAUGUUAUUUGUAAGGAAGGUAGGAAACCGAGUAAAUCAUUAGUCGAGGCUAUAGUAAAAUGUAAAAAACCUGAAAAUGUCAAAGAGUUACGUUCAUACUUAGGAAUGUUGAACUUUUAUAAUAACUAUAUUGGAAAUUUAAGUACUUUAACCAAACCAUUGAGAGAACUCAUAGAAAAGAAUGUUAAGUGGAAUUGGUCUGAUUUACAUCAACAAUCAUUUGAGUUAUCUAAACAAAAAUUAUUGAAUAGUGAUAUAUUGGUUCAUUAUGAUCCCUCACUUCCAUUAGUACUAUUUACAGAUGCCAGUCCAGUGGGUCUAGGUGCAGUAUUAUGUCAUGCCAUUAAAAAAGGAAAUAAUAAAUUGAUGGAAAAACCAAUUGCAUUUGCAUCAUGUUCAUUAACUAAAGUUCAACAGAAUUAUUCACAGUUAGAUAGAGAAGCCUUAGGUAUUAUUUAUGCUGUGACUAAGUUUCAUAAAUAUUUAUGGGGUAGACAGUUUACCUUAAUAACUGAUAAUGCUCCAAUUCGUCAUAUUUUUCAUCCUAGUAAAAAUGUACCAACGUUGGCAACUCACAGAUUGCAACAUUGGGCAUUAAUAUUGUCAAGUUAUAAUUAUGAUAUUCAACAUAGAAAAAGUGACUUACUAUGCCAUGCAGAUGCCUUGUCAAGGCUUCCAAUUAAUAAAAUAGUUAUAGAUAAUUCAAGUCAUAUUAAUGAAAGUGUCUUAUUAGAAUUACCCAUGUCUCAUGUUGAUAUAGCAUGUGAAACUGCAAAAGAUUGUGUUUUGAGUAAAGUAUUAGAUUAUGUUAAGGUAGGAUGGCCUAAUUAUAUGAACGAUCCAGCAAUUUUGCCGUAUUUUAGAAUGCGUUUUUACAUAAAUGUAGUUGAUGAUUGCUUAUUGUUUGGUUCAAGGGUGAUAGUCCCUCCGAAAUGUCAAGCAAAAGUGUUAGACUUAUUGCAUGAAGGACAUCCUGGAAUUGUAAGAACUAAGUUACUGGCCAGAUCUUCAUUUUGGUGGCCUAAUAUGUCUACUGAUAUUGAGAAUAAAUGUAAAUCCUGCGAGUCAUGUGCAGCUGUUAAUUUUAAGUCGGAUAAUACAACUAUUCCAUGUGUCUCAACCUAAUGUAGAAAAUCCUAGUUGUAGUACUGUACCAAGCUCUGUACAGAGUUCAGAGGUCCUCGCUCCUGUUACCGAGCCUCAACCGAGAACCCUAGUUCCAGUUAGGAAGUCCAGUAGAAUAGUCCGUCCUCCAAAUAGAUUAAAUUUGUAAGGGGAGAGUGUGGUGUAUUCGAACACUUUAUAUUAUAUUAUCUAUGCUAAGUUGUCUGUGGUCAUUCUCAAGUACAUAAGUUGUGUCCGGUC